ACCCGUCAAAUCCUCCAAAGGCUCCGUAACUUCGACCCGAACCACCCGAACCACCCGUAGCCAGCGGAACAAGCUCCGAAGCAUCCUAGGGCGGGAGCCGGAUACUAGUAACGGCGGUAUAGACGAGGAUAAGGAUAAGGACAAGGACGAGGUAUGGGAGUGGGAAUCCUGCUGGGACGAAGAGGACGUGCGGCUCGCGGCCGAGGCGCGCAAGUACAUGCCGCUGUACGGACGGCGGGGCGGGCCGCGCAAGGGGAGCAGUCGGAAGGCGUUGAAGUGGCUCGGGUUAGCUACAUAAGGGUUUUUCCCCCCCUCCUUCUUCCUUGUUUUCUCUUGGCUUGGAUGUUGGGAUAGUUCUUUCGGUUCGGUUCUAUACAUGUACGGCUCUCGGGGUUGGUUGGUUCUGAUGGUACUGUACUGCGGUAUCUACGUCUACCUCCCCAUGUAUGUGGUUAUAUUUCUUGGGUAUUGGUUUUGUUGCAUUGUACUGUACUAUAUUAUAUUAGGACCACGAUGUCUGUAUCUGAGUAGGAGGUGGUUGGUAGUAUUUUCCAGCGUUGUAUGGGGAAAAGGGGUUAACUCGAUGGCUCGGGACGGUGACGAUACAGGAAGAUUUACGAUUCGAUGCUUUCUUGGAGGGUAGCCUCUAUUCUUUUAUAUGUAUGUGCUUCUAUCUAGGACAUAUAUAGUAGUUAGUCAAAGUCAGUUAGAC
Molecule: messenger RNA, 712 nt
Organism: Daldinia loculata
Lineage: Eukaryota; Fungi; Ascomycota; Sordariomycetes; Xylariales; Hypoxylaceae
Exons: 1
Coding region: 377-643 (88 amino acids)
Source: RefSeq, a predicted model, not a curated record